This is a messenger RNA of Drosophila guanche, 422 nucleotides long. RefSeq lists its product as uncharacterized. The record is from RefSeq and is a predicted model, not a curated record. Bases 57 to 323 code for a protein of 88 amino acids. The transcript is spliced from 3 exons. NCBI's taxonomy places the organism in Eukaryota, Metazoa, Arthropoda, Insecta, Diptera, Drosophilidae.
UGAGAGUCACGCCUGCCAGUUGGCUGCUGGAAUCAUUUUCAGGCAACGAAUCGAACAUGAAGCGCGCUGCGGUACUCCUCCUUGUUGUAGCCCUGCUGGUGCAGGUGGCAGUGCCUCGGAUGCUGUGGCCCAACAACUGUCCAAAACCCGAUGGCAAAAUGGUUUGUGCCUUCAGCGGCUGCUACUUCAACACGGAAUUUUGCACCAUUAACACGUUCAACUUCCAUCGCAAGGAGCGGGGCCUGAGCGUCAUCAAAGUGAUCUCCGAGGGAGCGUGCAACAAUGAGACCCAAACCCCCUACUGCCUCACGGUCAUGUUCUAAAUCGAAUGGAAAACGAGUUCCAGUUUAUUCAUUUAUGAAGCGAUUACAAAUGUACUUUCAAUGCUAUGAUAUGAGCGCUGAAUAAAAGCUAAAACUUGA